Mesorhabditis spiculigera is the source of this 741-nucleotide messenger RNA. Lineage: Eukaryota; Metazoa; Nematoda; Chromadorea; Rhabditida; Rhabditidae. The record is from the annotation of a GenBank genome assembly.
AUGACCGGAGAGGGCUCUGUGGUGGAAAGAAUCGACAAUACGCUGAACGCCCACUAUUAUACGAUUGCUUAUUGUGUCGUUAUAACCGCGUAUGUAUUGGGCUUUGCGGAGUACGUCUACCUUCGGCUCGUCUCGAUUCUCAUCCCGGAAAAGAUGAAAUUUUACAAGACAUGCCAGGAACGGGCUGAUGAAAGGGUGGGUAAGGAUGGUUGGCAUUACGGCGUGAGUGUGGGGGCAUUUGUCGUGAUUGCCCUGUUCCAAUUGAUCUGUUUCUUCGGAUUGACAAUAUCUGAGAAAUGGACAAAGAUUAGCCAUUUUGGGCCCUCAUCUGCCGCGUCGUUACGGCGCGAGCGUGUCGCGUCGCAGAUCCGGACCGUCAUCCACAAGAUUAUGUACCGCACCUUUUUAUGCUACGGACUGUGCUCUGGCAUCAUUUGCAUGCUGAUUUUCUACAUGGUCGGCAUUCAGGACUCAAUCGGGGAUACGGGUGUUGCCCCUCUAGUCCACAAUACUACAGCAACACGGCUGGCAUCAUUGGCUGAGAUAGCCGAGCCCUCUUCAUAUUCUGCAUCUCCACUUCCAUCUGCCGUUCCUCCACUCAGUUUUCCCAAUUUUUCGGAACGGGAUCGACCGGAAAGUUUAUCCGGUCGAAGUACGCACAGUGCUCGUGAACCACCACAAUUGGAUAGAGGGAUCGAGAUUGAGCCAUUUCGAAGAGGGAGCAGACAGACAACUACCGUA